UCAAACCUGUCCCUCUAUCCUCCUAGACUGUAAGGGACCUCUUCAGACAUCUUGGGCUACACAGCUGGUGACAGAAAGCACAGGGUCAGACGACACAAGCUAAGCUGUUAGCCUGACUCUAUGCUCUUUCUGAUGUACCAGAUUCUAGUUCUAUUGCCCUAUUGGAUCCCAUUUCAGAUAACCAUCUAUGACCAGGAGAACUUCCAGGGCAAGAGGAUGGAGUUCACAAGCUCCUGCCCAAAUGUCUCCGAACGUGGUUUUGAUAAUGUCCGGUCUCUGAAGGUGGAAUGUGGCGCAUGGAUUGGUUAUGAACAUACCAGCUUCUGUGGGCAACAGUUCAUUCUGGAGAGAGGAGAAUACCCUCGCUGGGAUGCUUGGAGCGGGAGUAACGCCUACCACAUUGAGCGUCUCAUGUCCUUCCGCCCUAUCUGUUCUGCAAAUCAUAAGGAGUCUAAGAUUACCAUCUUUGAGAAAGAAAACUUUAUUGGACGCCAAUGGGAGAUCUGUGAUGACUAUCCCUCCUUGCAAGCUAUGGGAUGGUUCAACAAUGAAGUUGGUUCCAUGAAGAUACAAUGUGGAGCCUGGGUUUGCUACCAGUAUCCUGGAUACCGUGGAUACCAGUAUAUCUUGGAAUGUGACCAUCAUGGAGGAGACUAUAAACAUUGGAGAGAGUGGGGUUCUCAUGCCCAGACAUCCCAAAUCCAAUCAAUUCGCCGUAUUCAACAGUAGUGGAUUAAAGGCUCCAAGAAAAUUCUUCAAGCAUGAGAUCUUGCUAAGCACUCUAGAAUGAAUUUUAUGUUCUGCUCACAGACAUUGCUUCCAAAUGUUAGCUGCUGAAAUCCACAAUAAAUGUCAUUUAAAAAAAAAAAAAAAACAACACCUUGUAGACUGGGUUAACUGCCAUGCUUCACACAAAUCACACUUAGGUGGCUGGGAAUUUUUAGACAAGUUUCAUUUAAACUCCAAACCAACGUUAGUGUCCUUACAAGUUACUCAACAGGCCAAGGAUAGUUAUUCCCUAUCUCAAAGCACAAUCAAGUAUACAACCCAAAUGUUGUAUCUAUAAUGACAUCUUAAAGUUUUGCUAUAGAGCACAUAUGCUCAACAGAAAGACAGA
Messenger RNA from Tupaia belangeri chinensis (Chinese tree shrew), 1117 nucleotides. It is a transcript of the gene CRYBA1, whose product is annotated as crystallin beta A1. Gene Ontology annotation, biological process: visual perception; lens development in camera-type eye. NCBI's taxonomy places the organism in Eukaryota, Metazoa, Chordata, Mammalia, Scandentia, Tupaiidae. Gene Ontology annotation, molecular function: structural constituent of eye lens. The transcript is spliced from 4 exons. The coding region runs from base 121 to 729 and encodes 202 amino acids. The record is from RefSeq and is a predicted model, not a curated record.